Cuscuta campestris is the source of this 1401-nucleotide messenger RNA. Lineage: Eukaryota; Viridiplantae; Streptophyta; Magnoliopsida; Solanales; Convolvulaceae. The record is from the annotation of a GenBank genome assembly.
CGGAGCGAAUAUAUUUAAAGACGGUCAAAAAUUUAGAACCGGCCCCUUCAGUACUUCUCUGAGUUCUCUCAGAUAUUCUCUGAUCUACAGAAUCUGUUCGUAUCUGAAAAGUGUAUUCGAUAAGAUGUUUUGGACCCAUGGAUAUACGGAGUUUCCACUCUGUUCUUGAAGAGAUGGCGGAAAGAUCAUCGUCUCCGCCGUUAAUGUGCAAACCAGCAGCAGCAGAAGCCGCCAUUUAAGCCCCCCAUCCAUCAUCUGGUCAUGCAACCGGCGCAUCCGGCCUCUUCUCGACUGCAUCGACCAGCUCAAUCAACAGCAUCGCCAAACGACGUCGUUUUGCAAAAAAAAUCGGAUAAAGAUCGGUAGCCGGCUGGGCAGUGCCGCAUAUAGCCUUGGAGCCGCCCCAGGCCUGCUCCGGAUUAGCCUUUACCAGGUUUCUGCAGUUUUUUUAUCUUUCGGUUUAAAGACCUACUCCGUAUUAGACCUUAAAGGUAAAUAGGAUUAAACACCUACAGUUUUUUUAUCUUUAAAUUUUUUUAAUUUCAUGCCGUAUUUGCCUAUUUGGUGGAGAUUUUUUUUUUUUUUAAAUUUCUCCAUCAUGCCGUAUAUGGUGGAGACUGGAGAAAUAGGAUUAAAAGUCUGCAUAUUUCAUGUUUUCUUUCACAUUUUCACCCAAUGUCCCGCAGCUGCUCACCACAUAUUUAUAGCAAUAUUUUACUAAUUGAUGGACGAAAUCUCUGCCCUGGAGGAGUCUAAGGGAAUUCAUCUGCAAAAUUUCCUCCCCCUUGGAGUUUUUCUGAACAUGCUUCAGAAAAGAGUGGAGGCGGUUUCCGCAAUGCCGAGGGAUUUCGUCGACCGCCUGUGGGAUUAUGUAGAAAGGGUUCUGAUGCACCAUUGUGAUACACAAUGGCUACCCGCUGCUCCAGUCUUCCACGAACCCAGAGUACAUUGCGACCUGUAAUAAACCCAUGUCCAGGCAAGCAGAGUUCAUGGAGAUUCUGGAUUCGCCGCUGGCGGUUUCAGUUGGGUAUACUCAUACAGGCAGGAGUACACGGGAGCAUUCCGGUGAAGUCUUUUAAGAAGAAUAUUGAAGUGAUCGGUAAUAGGCUAGAAACGGUGCAUCUGAGGUCAUACUCCCAGAACGUGGCUCAAAAAGCAUUCGACCUGAAAAAGAAGAUGAUUGCGUAUUUGUAGAAAAUAAUAAUAGGAGAGAAAAUAUUUAAUAUAUUGAAUUGGCUUUAGAAGUGGAACCCCCUUCAUCAAAGGUCAAAUAACAUAACUUAUUGAAUUGUUUUUCUUUGUUAAGAUCUUCUAUAAACUUCACCACGGAUUCCUCCAUUCUUGGAUGCCCGCAAGGGUAUCCAAACAAAAAUCCCAUGGCAUUAAAAUCCUUAACUCGAG